UAAGACCAAGAUGACCACCAAGAAGGCAGAUUUCCAGCGGAGGAUUGUCUCCAAGGAUGGACACAACCAAGUGCGCAUUGACAAUGUGGAGGGCAUGGUAAAGCUCUAUCUCCACGACAUCUGGACCACGGUGGUGGACAUGAAGUGGCGCUACAAGCUCACACUGUUCUCCUCCACCUUCGUCAUGACCUGGUUCCUCUUCGGCGUAAUAUUCUACUUCAUCGGCAUGGGCAACGGUGACUUCAAGGGUGAGCUGCUGUCCAACCACACUCCGUGCAUCAUGAAUGUUGAGACCCUUACCGGCGCCUUCCUCUUCUCCCUGGAGUCGCAGACCACCAUUGGCUACGGUUUCCGCUACAUUACCGAUGAGUGUCCGCUGGCCAUCUUCGUCCUGGUGGUCCAGCUGGUCACCACGGGCCUGGCUGAGAUCUUCGUGACCGGGGCCUUCCUGGCCAAGCUGGCACGACCCAAGAAGCGGGCCGAGACUAUCAAGUUCAGCCAGUCGGCGGUGAUCUGCCGGCAUGAUGGCAAGCUAUGUCUGAUGGUGCGUGUGGCCAACAUGAGGAAAAGCCUGCUGAUCCAGUGCCAGCUGAUCGGCAAGCUGCUUUCGCCCAACGUGACCGAGGAGGGCGAGAAGACUCUGAUCCACCAGACAGCUGUGGACUUCUACAUGGACUCAUGCGGGGAGUGCCCCUUCCUAAUCCUGCCCCUCACAUUCUAUCACGUGUUGGAUGAAGGCAGCCCGCUGGCGGGGCUGACCGCUGAGAGGUUGCGGACGCGCGACUUUGAGCUGCUGGUCACCCUCAACGCCACCAUGGAGUCCACGGCAGCCACGUGUCAGAGCCGCACAUCGUUCGUUCCCCAGGAGAUCCUGUGGGGCUACGAGUUCAAGCCCGUGCUCUUCAGCACCCCCAGUGGCCGGUACGUGGCCGACUUUAACUUCUUUGACAAGGUGCAGUUAAGCAGCGACCCGACACUCCUCAGCAACAACACAGAGAAGCUGAAACUGGAGGAGGUGUACAAGAAGGAAUAA
Messenger RNA from Salvelinus namaycush (lake trout), 1033 nucleotides. RefSeq names its product ATP-sensitive inward rectifier potassium channel 15-like. Gene Ontology annotation, cellular component: plasma membrane. Gene Ontology annotation, biological process: regulation of monoatomic ion transmembrane transport; potassium ion import across plasma membrane. The transcript has a single exon. Gene Ontology annotation, molecular function: inward rectifier potassium channel activity. NCBI's taxonomy places the organism in Eukaryota, Metazoa, Chordata, Actinopteri, Salmoniformes, Salmonidae. Bases 11 to 1033 code for a protein of 340 amino acids. The record is from RefSeq and is a predicted model, not a curated record.